This is a messenger RNA of Yamadazyma tenuis ATCC 10573, 1818 nucleotides long. It is a transcript of the gene BEM1, whose product is annotated as phosphatidylinositol-3-phosphate-binding protein. The record is from RefSeq and is a predicted model, not a curated record. Gene Ontology annotation, biological process: conjugation with cellular fusion. Gene Ontology annotation, cellular component: cytoplasm; mating projection tip. Gene Ontology annotation, molecular function: phosphatidylinositol binding; protein binding; protein-macromolecule adaptor activity. Lineage: Eukaryota; Fungi; Ascomycota; Pichiomycetes; Serinales; Debaryomycetaceae.
AUGAUCAAGUCAUUCAGAAGAGGGAAGAGACUGUCAAGCUCGUCUGAUUCUGGUAAGCUGCAUGUCAUUUCCAGAAUCACCUCCGGCCCCCAGGUGAGAAAUGGUGAUGGGAAUGCCUCCACCGUCUUGCAUACCCCCAAGCUUGUGAUCAAGGCUUUGUACGACUACUUACCCCAAGGCCCCGAUGAAUUGGCCUUCAAGAAGGGGGAUUUCUACCAUGUUCUUAAUGAUAACGAUGAAAAUGAGGAAAACGGCUGGUAUGAGGCCAUUAAUCCCAUGUCCAACGCCAAGGGUAUGGUACCCAUCAGUUACUUCGAGGUAUUCAACCGCUCACGUCCCAACCCCGACAUGGACGUCAGUCCCAGCUCCAGCAGGAUUCUUUCACAGGCGUCCAAGGCUCCUUCGUCUCAAAGAAACUCCAACCAAACCUUAUAUGCCAUAGUGUUGUUUGGAUUCAAGGCCGAACGAGAAGACGAAUUGGACAUCAUCCCCGGGGAGAACUUGAUUAUCUGUGCCCAUCAUAACUACGAAUGGUUUAUUGCUAAACCCAUUAACCGGUUGGGUGGUCCUGGCUUAGUCCCCGUCAGCUAUGUGAAAAUUGUCGAUUUGGUCAACCCUAAUAAUGUCAACGCCAACGAUGACUUGCCCAAAGUGAUCGAUUCGUUCAAGAUUCCAUCAGUGGAACAGUGGAAGGACCAAACCGCGAAGUACCAAGCAUCUACCAUCCCAUUAGGGUCUAUUUCCAACCAAACCCCACCAUCUUCUUCCAAUACUCAGUAUUUCCAAAAGGAUGGGGUUACCCCCGUGUCCAACCGAUCACUGUUGAGUUCGUCCAACACGGUCAUCUUGGAGGCCAGCGUCGACUCGUACCAGUUGGAUCACGGACGGUACCAAUACUUGAUUGUUGCCAAACUAGGUAAUAGUAAGGUCAGAUACUUAUACAGAUACUACCAGGACUUCUACGACUUACAGGUGAAAUUGUUGGAGUUGUUCCCGUAUGAGGCCGGUAAAAUUGAAAACUCCAAGCGGAUCAUUCCCUCGAUUCCAGGUCCUUUGAUCAAUGUUAAUGAUAGCAUCUCCAAAUUGAGAAGAGAAAAGUUGGACUACUACUUGCGCAACUUGAUAGCAUUACCCGCACAUAUCUCGCGGUCGGAAGAGGUCUUGAGGCUCUUUGACGUGUUGAAUAAUGGGUUUGAUAAAGAGGUGGUGGAUCCUUUUGUCAAACAAAGACAGCUGAAACCCAUAAGCCAAAAGUCUAAUUAUCAGCAAGACAGGUUAUCACAGUACUCCAUUAUGCACAACCACCAAGGCACAAGAGUGUCCACCACUCCCACCUCAUCUGAAUCCAAUUUCAACCGAUCUUCCCAGUCAUCUGUAAACUUAUUCAACAAUCUCCAAGAUCCUCAUCCUUCUCAACCAAAAGCACUUACAAAUUCUUCCCAACCUCAACUCGUCACAAAGGCUCCCCCCACGGCAUCGGCACCAGUCCCAGUAUCUGGCUCCAAAAUGAAAGUCAAAUUCUACUAUCAAGAUGAUAUUUUUGUGUUAUUACUACCAUCAGGGUUGCGGUUAAUCGACUUGAAAAGCAAGCUUUUCAAAAGAUUAAACCUCAAUGAGGAACCUAAGAAUGAGUGCGAUCCUGAAAGUAUUCGUCUUUACCUUAAAAAUGAUCUAGAUGGGUUCCAAGAGGAGAAUAAUCUCACCGACUACACAUUUAACGACAUCCAACAAUUGAAGUUGAAAGAAUUCGAAAUCAACAACGAUGACAAAUUCCAUGAAGUCUUGUAUGAUAAAUGUAAAUUAUGUAUCUUAGCAUAA